Molecule: messenger RNA, 492 nt
Organism: Corylus avellana
Lineage: Eukaryota; Viridiplantae; Streptophyta; Magnoliopsida; Fagales; Betulaceae
Source: RefSeq, a predicted model, not a curated record
AUGGGAAAUUAUGUUUCUUGCUGCUUUCCUCAAUCCUUGGGAGCUCAAACUGCAAAGCUCUUUGAUGCUCACGGUAACCUACAACAAAUCAAGCUCCCUGUAAAAGCUGCCGAGCUCAUGCUGGAACAACCCGGCCACGCCGUUGCUCCGGUGGAAGAGCUACGGCAAACUCGGCGCAUAUCGGCCAUGAAGGCCGACGACGAGCUGUCGGCAGGAAAGGUUUACCUUCUGGUGCCCACGGGUAAAGUUCACUGUAAGGUUUCUGAGUUGGAGAUGGCAAUAAUAGAGUUGACUUGUAAGAAAAGAGCAAGCAUGUUGAAGCCAAGUGGUUCCAAGGUUUCACCGGCUACGUCCGCGGCGGAGCCGACAGAGGCGGGAGAAGAUGAUGUUAAGGCUUUUGGAGGGGAUCAGGCUGCUGGACUUCCCGGCCACCAGUUUUGGAACAAUAAGCGGUGGAGUCCUGUUUUGGAGCCCAUUUCUGAGGCCUUAUGA